AUGGACAAGAAGAUAAAAUCUGCUCAGCACAAAAAACUCGUCGCAGUGGAAAACAUUAAGGCGCUGGAGCGCUUUAAGCAGAACUUCAAACCCGAAAAUGUAGGUGAAAUCCCGGAGGUUAUGGAAAGUUUGGAGCAACACAGACAGGACUUUUUUGCCGCGGUGGCAAAGCUGGAAGAGUAUGACGACACCAGUGAGGCGAUUCAAGCCUGUAUUACUGACAGGAUUGAUAUGGAAGAGCGCUGUCGGCGGCUAAAAUCGUUCCUUAGAGAAAACCAGCGGAAGGAAGCCAAUUCGCUCAACGACUCCCUAUUGGCAAACUCAACCCUAGCGUUUGGACGGCCAAAUACAUCAAACAUUCGUUUUCCCAAAAUCGAAUUACCAACGUUCGACGGUGAUUCGACAAAGUGGUUGUCAUUCCGCGAUCGCUUUGUCGCGAUGAUUGACGCAAGUGUCGAGCUGCCGCCAAUUGCAAAACUGCAGUACUUACUUUCGUCCCUGAAAGGUGACGCUGCGGUUCCCUUCGAACAUGUUACUCUGACCACGGAAAACUAUUCUGUUACCUGGGCUGCGCUGCUUAAGCGAUACGACAACUCACGGAUGCUCAUUCGCGAGUACUGGCGACGGCUACAUUUCCUACCUGCGAUUGCAACAGAAAGUGUCGAUGGCUUGACGUCGUUGGUAGAUGAAUUCGUGCGAUAUGUGAAUGGGUUGCAGAAGCUGCAUGAACCUGUCGACUCAUGGGACACGCCUUUGUCCAACAUGUUGCUGAUGAAGCUGGACAAUGAGACCAUUCUGGCGUGGGAAAGGCAUUCUGUGCAUAAGAAGAAGGACAAGUACAGCGAGUUGAUCGAAUUCCUGCAAGACCGAAUUCGAAUCCUAAAAUCGAGCCAGAGUAUCUCGUGCGAUCGGAUUGUGGCUCCGAUCAAGGGGGCCGGGGCACAUCGGCCCACCGCACCACGGCGGUCGGUAACCAACGCUGCUUCUGUGCAAAGGAAUACUCCCGUUUCAUCGACCAGUCAACAAGUGACCUGUCCAUUGCAGUGUGCAGAUCAUCACCUGGUUCGAAAUUGCCCGGUAUUUUAA
Messenger RNA from Anopheles arabiensis, 1086 nucleotides. RefSeq lists its product as uncharacterized. The record is from RefSeq and is a predicted model, not a curated record. Lineage: Eukaryota; Metazoa; Arthropoda; Insecta; Diptera; Culicidae. Bases 1 to 1086 code for a protein of 361 amino acids. The transcript has a single exon.